Molecule: messenger RNA, 1133 nt
Organism: Salvia splendens (bonfire salvia)
Lineage: Eukaryota; Viridiplantae; Streptophyta; Magnoliopsida; Lamiales; Lamiaceae
Product: protein IQ-DOMAIN 1
Exons: 5
Source: RefSeq, a predicted model, not a curated record
UUACAAUUAUGUCACGUUUGCUUUUCCCAAUUCCAGCUCCAAAGUUGUGCACAUGUUGUUUUACUCUAAAUUAUUCAAGAUUCCAUUCUUUCAAAUAUUUAUACUUCUUUUUUUCUUAGACAUAAGCAGUUUGAUUUAUCGGGAUUGUUUGGGCAGAGAUGGGCAUAACUGGCAAGCUUGUUAGAAGCGUCUUCUCCAAAACCCAGAUGCAUGUAACUAGCCAUCAAGGGAGCAGUGGUUCAGAGAAAAGGAAAUGGAGUAGCUCAGUGCGGUCCUACUUAUGCGGAGAGGAGCAUAGCUCACUCGAGGACUCCGCCUCCACGGUGGCAGAGACGGAAUAUGCUUCGUUUAGAAGCAACGUGGCAACGGACAAUACGAGGGGCAGCCGGCCAGAGGAGGAUACGGCUUCUGUGCGUAGCUCCGAGGCCACGGUCAACCAGCCGGAGCCCGGUUAUGACAACACAAAGGAGAAGGAAAACUCAACCUACAAACUCUUCCAGCAGGAAGAUGCUGCCUUCAUCAUUCAGUCAGCAUUUAGAAACGUUAUGGCAAGGCGUGAGGAGAGACGCGGUGCUGCCAGUCCGAGUAGAGAGUCUGUAGGCACAUCACUGGAAGUACAAACUGCCGAUUCAUCCCACAUUUUCUCUAUCAAGGACGAAAGGGAUGACGUCUGCCAUCUUCUACGUCGUCCAACUCGGGCACAAGUGCUCAAAAUCCAGGAGGAUUGGGAUGACAGCACUGUGAGCAGUGUGAUAUCCAAGAUGAGAAUGCAGAACAGGCUCGAAGCAGCAGCUAGGCGCGAGAGGGCUCUCGCCUACGCUUUCUCACAACAGCUAAGAAUCUGUUCGAAGAAGCACAGCAGCGGUGAGGAGUCGAACAUGGGGUGGAACUGGCUGGAGCGAUGGAUGGCAGCGCGAGAGCCCGAGAUGAAGCUGAUAGCAGACGACACGAAAGCAAUGGCAAGGAAUGCAGCAGUGUUGGAGGAGAAGGAGAGCUGUGGAUCUAAUGAGAUUUCUUCACUAUUUGAAUUCUCGAAUUCUCUCCCCAAAAAUCUUCCAAAGCCAACCAACAAGCCUAGGAAUCUAGCUAAAAGAAGCUUCUCUAGACAGAGCUCCACAUCAAGCCAUUUGACC